CGACUUCAUGCCGCCUUCGAUCCCGACAACAAUCGAGGUUGGUUCCAAAUGGAUACGUACAUAAGAUGGAAGGAAAACAAUAGGCUACCCGACACCCCACCAUUAGUCCUCGAGUUAGAUGGCAGCCCGACACUCUGGACAGAGGAUAAAAUACCAACCUACUCAUUCACGAUUACUUUACGCAGGGUCUUAGACGAUCAACAGUUCUGGCUUGGCUGGAAAUCUUUGAUAGAUCCCAGUAAGGAAGAAUAUAUUCUAAUAUCUCACGAUCCAGAGAGCGGCAAUAUCAAGAGGAUCGGAAUUGAAGAUCACUCGAGAUAUUUACCAUCUUUACCAACAAUUCAUCAGUUCCCUGAUGAACCAGCAUCAUGUUAUGUUGAAGAGGCUAAGAGAAAUUAGGACCGUAG
Messenger RNA from Aspergillus homomorphus CBS 101889, 407 nucleotides. RefSeq lists its product as uncharacterized. The transcript has 2 exons. NCBI's taxonomy places the organism in Eukaryota, Fungi, Ascomycota, Eurotiomycetes, Eurotiales, Aspergillaceae. The coding region runs from base 49 to 399 and encodes 116 amino acids. The record is from RefSeq and is a predicted model, not a curated record.